AUGUCUGCUGCACCUUCCCUGCCUGCCUUGCCCGUCCAUGCGAGCGUUGCCGCACUCACGUCGGAUCCCGCCGCGACGCACGAGGCCAUCCGGUUGCUCCGCCAGCAGCCCUUCCCGGCGCUCCGCAACGACCUCCUCCUGCGCGCUGCACGCCACCAGCCCACCGAGCGCGUCCCUGUCUGGGCCAUGCGCCAGGCCGGCCGCUACUUGCCAGAGUUUCGCGAAAUGCGCGCCGAGAGCGACUUUUUCAAGGUCUGCAGGACACCUCAGCUUGCCUGCGAGGUCACUCUGCAGCCACUCCGGCGGUUUGAGCUCGAUGCUGCCAUCAUCUUUUCGGAUAUUCUUGUCGUUCCGCAGGCGCUUGGCAUGCAUGUGGACAUGAUCAAGGGCAAAGGUCCGUCCUUUCCGGAGCCGCUCAACACACCGGAAGACCUGGCACGCGUCAAGACGGAGGUCAACGUCGACGAAGCGCUGGGCUAUGUGUUUGACGCACUCACGCUGACCCGCCAUUCCCUCGAUGGACUUGUGCCGUUGUUUGGCUUUGCCGGCGCCCCGCAAAACGUUCGCCAAGGCGAAAACUUGGCUCUUCAAGUACCCAGAGGCAUCGCACGAGCUUUUGCGACGCAUCACCACCGUGACGAUUCGCUAUCUUGUUGGACAAUUCGCUAUCUUGUUGGACAAGUGCGUGCAGGAGCACAGAUUCUCCAAGUGUUUGACUCUUGGGCCGGUGAACUCAGCCCUACCGAAUUUGCCCAGUUCGCCUUGCCAUACUUGAAACAAAUUGCUGUUGAAGUCAAGCGCGCCUGCGUCGAGCAGCUGGGCAUGACCGAGGCGGUGCCCAUGGUCGUGUUUGCAAAGGGAGCACACUUUGCCCUCGAGGAGCUGGCGUCGCCAGCAACUGGCGGCGGCUACGACGUCGUGGGGCUCGACUGGACCAUGCCCCCGCAAUCGGCUCGUGCCCGCGUUGCUUCCAGCGGUGUUGCCGUCCAAGGCAACCUCGAUCCCUGCGUUUUGUUUGCGCCCCACUCGCAAAUCGAGGCGCAGGUCACAAGCAUGCUUGCGCAGUUUGGAACUCAAAACUAUAUUGCCAACCUCGGCCACGGGAUGAUGCCCGAGCAUUCUCCCGAGGCGCUUCGGUGCUUUGUGGAUGCCGUCCAUGCUGUUUCCGCGCGCAUGAAUGCAGCAUAA
Messenger RNA from Capsaspora owczarzaki ATCC 30864, 1188 nucleotides. RefSeq names its product uroporphyrinogen decarboxylase. Gene Ontology annotation, cellular component: cytosol. Gene Ontology annotation, molecular function: uroporphyrinogen decarboxylase activity. Lineage: Eukaryota; Filasterea; Ministeriida; Capsasporidae. The record is from RefSeq and is a predicted model, not a curated record. The coding region runs from base 1 to 1188 and encodes 395 amino acids. Gene Ontology annotation, biological process: heme biosynthetic process. The transcript has 5 exons.